AUGACAUCGGCGGACCGGUCUGCAACGGGCGAUAUCUAUGAUCCCAGCUCUCUGCCGGAUUAUGACCGUCAAUUUAUCGACCCCGACGACCUGCGGCAAUUCGAGAAUGCGCUGAAUGGCAACGAGGCCGACCCGCUGAUCGCGCUCAACGACUGGCGUCCCAUCUACCAACGUGUGCGGAAGAGUAGAGGCCGACGGGGCAAGCCCAGACGAAGCAAAGAUGAGACGCGGGAAGGCGUGCUGUACACGGUGCUCAAGUGGCCGUUUCUCUUCAUCGUGUUUGGCUGGAUCAUCUUUCUGGGGUUCGGCUACACCCUGAUCCGCUUGUACAUCUUCCUGUACGAGCAGUGGGUGUCCUGGAGGGGCAAGCGCGAAUCGCUUCGCCGGCAGCUGUCGGCGCAGACAAACUACGGCGAUUGGUUGAACGCUGCACAGGCCCUCGAUGAUCAUCUCGGGAACCAAGCGUGGAAGGAAAUAGACGAAUAUGCAUACUACGACCACCUGACGAUAAACAAAUUGGUGACGCAGCUGAAGAGCGUGAGAAGUCUAGUUGAACAAGAGCGCCAGCAGGACGGUUCUGGCUCGACCGAGACGACCGCGGUGGAGGAGCUGUGCACGCUGUUGGAGGCCUGCGUCAAGAACAACUUCGCCGGCGUCGAGAACCCGCGACUAUACAGCGAGUCCUACUCGGGAACCAAGGACCUGGCCCAGGAAUACAUCGACGAAGUGAAGACGUGCAUUGAUUUGGUUGCGGACAAUAAGCGAAUCAGCAACGACGACAAGUUUCAUCAUUAUAGACAUUUGGAUACCAAUUUCGGACGGACGGCUCUCUGCCUGUCUGGGGGUGCCACUUUUGCAUAUUAUCAUUUUGGCGUGGUCAGAGCGCUUCUGGAUAACGGCGUUUUGCCUCAGAUCAUCACCGGGACCUCGGGCGGAGCUCUGGUCGCCGCUCUGGUGGCCACUAGGACCGAUGAGGAACUGAAAGAGCUGCUUGUGCCCGCAUUGGCUCAUCGCAUCAGGGCCUGUCAUGAAAGGUUCACGACGUGGAUGUGGCGUUGGUGGCGGACAGGUGCCCGGUUCGAUGCCGUCGACUGGGCUCGCGAGGGUAGCUGGUUCUGCAGAGGCUCGACGACGUUUCGCGAGGCCUACGAGCGUACGGGACGGAUCCUGAACGUCUCGUGUGUGCCAUCCGAUCCUCAUUCGCCUACAAUUCUGGCAAACUAUCUCACCUCCCCCGAUUGUGUCAUAUGGAGCGCCAUGCUUGCGUCUGCAGCAGUUCCCGGCAUUCUGAACCCUGUCGUCCUCAUGACGAAAAAGCGUGAUGGCACACUUGCCCCCUACUCGUUUGGACACAAAUGGAAAGACGGUAGCUUGCGGACGGAUAUACCUGUCAAGGCCCUGAACUUGCACUUCAAUGUCAACUUUACCAUCGUCUCGCAGGUCAAUCCCCAUAUCAAUCUCUUCUUCUUCAACUCUCGAGGAACGGUCGGUCGGCCCGUCACCCAUCGCAAAGGUCGUGGUUGGCGCGGAGGAUUCCUCGGAUCAGCCAUCGAGCAAUACAUCAAACUAGACAUGAACAAAUGGCUUCGAGUCCUCCACCACCUCGAACUCCUCCCUCGACCACUCGGCCAAGACUGGAGUGAGAUCUGGCUCCAAAAAUUCAGCGGCACUGUCACCAUCUGGCCCAAGACCAUUCCGUCCGACUUCUACUACAUCCUCUCAGACCCCACCCCCGAUCGCCUCGCCCGCAUGCUCCGCGUCGGCCAACUCAGCGCCUUCCCGAAGAUCCAGUUCGUCAAGAACCGACUCAAGAUCGAAACGGCCAUCACCGCCGGUCUCAAGGAGUUCGCCCCCGCCGGCGCAGCAGGCCGCAUCAUGUCUCCUCUCCGUCGUCGCCGUCGUCCAAUUGACAAUAUCUCCUCCCGCCUCGAUGGCUCUAUGACCGAAGACCAGGAAGGAGACCACUCGGACUACUACAAAGACGACGUGCAACCGUUCGUCCUCGACGUCUCAGACCAUUCCAGUGCCGAUCCAGCCUCGUCGGUCGCUUCUUCUCGCGACUCUUCCCGUCUCGAUACCCAUCGACACCACUCCAGCAAUAUCUUCCAGGAAAUGAGACGGCAGUCGGCUGUUUUCUUCGAUGACUCUGAUAUGUACGCGGAGGACGACCUGCGGAAGAUGCAGUGA
Aspergillus affinis is the source of this 2187-nucleotide messenger RNA. RefSeq names its product patatin-like phospholipase domain-containing protein. Gene Ontology annotation, molecular function: triacylglycerol lipase activity. Lineage: Eukaryota; Fungi; Ascomycota; Eurotiomycetes; Eurotiales; Aspergillaceae. The transcript is spliced from 2 exons. Bases 1 to 2187 code for a protein of 728 amino acids. Gene Ontology annotation, biological process: lipid metabolic process. The record is from RefSeq and is a predicted model, not a curated record.